Molecule: messenger RNA, 1883 nt
Organism: Puccinia graminis f. sp. tritici CRL 75-36-700-3
Lineage: Eukaryota; Fungi; Basidiomycota; Pucciniomycetes; Pucciniales; Pucciniaceae
Exons: 6
Coding region: 26-1459 (477 amino acids)
Source: RefSeq, a predicted model, not a curated record
UCCAAGAACUCUAAUCAUCCACAAGAUGCUACUCCAACUCAUCAAGACAUUCAGUACCAGCAGGAAUCUCGAUCAGAUUCCCAGUCGAGAUAACUGCCACUUCGAACAUGACCCAACCAGCAUGUCCCUAUCGAUCAUCAUCGUACUCGGAAUUCUAGUCUCCUAUCUCCCACAGCACUACCGAAUCAUUUCUUCCAAAUCAUCUCAUGGGAUCAGCCCCUGGUUCUUACUCCUUGGCUCGACCAGUAACACCGGCAGUCUCGUCAAUGCGGUCACUCUCCAAUGGGGCGUCGUGCGCUGCUGUCAAGUCUUGAACCCCGGCGAAUGCGCUGAAUCCUUACUCGGAAUCAUCCAAGUCUUCCUACAAUGGGCAUGUUUUAAUGUCAUUUUAAUUCUAUCAUUAAUCUAUUUCCCACGCGAUCUAAAAUAUGUCAGAGUUGUUCCGGUCGAAAUUCGAGAGAGAUCAGACUCACCACUCAUGGACCGAGCCACGAACUAUUCAUCGCAAUUCCUAUCCCGUUUCUUCCUCAAGCACAACCACCGAACCACCUCCUCAUCCUCCAAGCAACCACGAAACCCACGCGAGUCGGCCCCGGACCAAGCAGUCACAUCCCGAUCGAGUCAUGAUAGUCUCGCGAGCAGUCAAUCUACCUCCUCAGAACAUAGCACCACCUUCCCUAGCGCGAGCUCCGACUCAUCCGCCUUCGACCCUUCCAACGUCCUCCCACCCUCAGCCACCCGAUUCACCCCACUGACGCUCUCCAAGGAAUACACCAUCUCACUUGUCCUCGCCUUUGUCGUCUUCAUCCACUUCCUCUUCUCCGCCCUCGUCACCCUCGGCCUCUUACUCCUCCUGCCUAAGGCCUCCCUCGGCGAACCCGUUCGGACACCCCCCUCCCAUUCCGCCGAACAUCCCACCGUCAGAUUGCUCAGGAUCUGGGCCUCCUCCUCCGGGAUCCUCAGUCUCCUCCUUGCUGCCUGUCAAUACCUCCCUCAGAUUCAAGAAACCUUUCAGGCUAAACUCGUCCGAGCGCUCUCUAUCCCGAUGAUGCUUAUCCAGACCCCUGGAAGCUUCUUGUUCGUCUACUCUCUGGCCAUCCGUCCGGGACUGAAUUGGACCACCUGGAUCGUCUAUCUUGUCACCGGUAUCCUACAAGGUGUCCUACUCAUUCUAUGUGUGCUAUGGAAGAUCAGACAACAGGCCAAUGGGGUUGACGACUGGGGCAAGCCGUUGGCCCGUUCGACAGGGAGCGCCAAGCGGACCGGCGACGGUUUGUUAGGCUCUGAGGGCUAUGGGGAGGGCCAGCAAGAAGGGCCAGGACGCUCGGAGCGCAGCCCGCUUCUCUCUGCCCUCCGACCACCUUCGACCUUCCUCUCCCCCUCCUCCUCCUCCACUCACCGUCCCGCAUCUGGCAAACAGAGACAAAUUAAAGACGACUCUCUCGAUUCUUCCCACUAACUGAUCUCGAUUCCUUUGAUCCCCUUCUCACUUUCUUUACCUUUGGUUCGGAUUGGGAAUCAUGUAAUCGUUUUUUUCUGCUUUCCUUUUUUGUUGUUGUGUAACCUCUUUUUAUAUACAUGUUUUGCCCACCAAAAUACAUAUACAUACAUACCUUCUUCCGACUUUUGAUUAUACUCUAUUGGGCUUUUUGUUGUUUUGAUUUGUUUUAGGGCUGAUGUUAUAUGAUCUAUCUAUCUAUGCAAAUGUAUAUACAAAUUAUACACUUUUUUCAUGUUGUUAUUUCUCAGGUUGCCCAUUUGUUCUUUUUCUCAGAUUGGUUCCCCUUCUACUUCAUUUAUGACUUGUUUUUUCCUUCCUUGUUAUUUGUUAUCUAAAUUAAUGAUAAUCCAUGAGAAUAAAAAAAUGUACAUCUACAUAUACA